Loa loa (African eye worm) is the source of this 456-nucleotide messenger RNA. RefSeq lists its product as hypothetical. The record is from RefSeq and is a predicted model, not a curated record. NCBI's taxonomy places the organism in Eukaryota, Metazoa, Nematoda, Chromadorea, Rhabditida, Onchocercidae. Bases 1 to 456 code for a protein of 151 amino acids. The transcript has 3 exons.
AUGCAAUUACCCGUGGCUUACUCUUGCGCAGCAACUCCACCAAUUGCAACUCCAACUCCAAUUCCUACUCGACCCCCAACUUCAGCUCCAGCUCCAACUUCAACUCGACCUGCAACUCCAACUUCAACUCGACCGCCAACUCCAAUUCCAGAUCCAAUUUGUUGUCAACCGUUGUUGGCUUCACCAACGAAUAACACAAAUCUAUCGAAUGGCAUAAUGUCAUUCACCUACAGCAGCAAUACCUGUCGUUCAUUAGCCAUUGCAACUUGCACACAACCAACAAUAGCGCCAGCGUUACAAUUGAUGGCUGGUAUAACGGUGAAUCAAGUGAAUUUUGUAAAUAUUCAAUCAACGACCGUAUCAAUACCGUUAGUUUGCAAUAAAGCAAGACAGUGGGAAACCGCCGAGCCUCCAUUGGUUGUUGCUACGAUACAAUGCGUCCUAAGCACUCUUUAA